AUGGUUGUACGGCUCAGGAAACAUCCAAACCGUUUUCUGUCGAUCUCAAAGGAUACACCCGAGCUAAUUCGUGUGAAAGCUCAAAGCUCUGUCGCAAAAUUUGGUGGGAUUUUCGGCCCCUCCCCUUCAUGGAGCUCAGAUGCAGUCUGCGUAGAAGUUUCGCUGAUCACACAACAUCACAGUAAGGGAUUACAGGAUAAUGACACGAGUUCUCGUGCGACUACUGAUCGUGCGGAUGGACUGAUAUUGCUAAAGCUGGCCACAGAACGAGAGGAGACCAACGACGGCGAAUUUCGCGAAUCAGAUGGGUUGUGGAUCAACAUGACUUGUUAA
Opisthorchis viverrini is the source of this 333-nucleotide messenger RNA. RefSeq lists its product as hypothetical. The record is from RefSeq and is a predicted model, not a curated record. The transcript has a single exon. Bases 1 to 333 code for a protein of 110 amino acids. NCBI's taxonomy places the organism in Eukaryota, Metazoa, Platyhelminthes, Trematoda, Opisthorchiida, Opisthorchiidae.